Orbicella faveolata is the source of this 4148-nucleotide messenger RNA. Its product is annotated as extracellular calcium-sensing receptor-like. The record is from RefSeq and is a predicted model, not a curated record. Gene Ontology annotation, cellular component: membrane. Gene Ontology annotation, biological process: G protein-coupled receptor signaling pathway. Gene Ontology annotation, molecular function: G protein-coupled receptor activity. NCBI's taxonomy places the organism in Eukaryota, Metazoa, Cnidaria, Anthozoa, Scleractinia, Merulinidae.
CAACUGAAGAUGACAGAAGUUCUGUCGAAACAUGUCUUUUAAACUUAAAAAAGUGGUCGUUUUCCUUAAAAUCAAAAGAGUUUCACUAUAACGCUUUCUUUCACCCGCGACAAGCAUCAAGGAGUGAGCAAAUGACUAUCAUUCGCCGUAUUCAAUAUUCAAUUACCGUAAAUAUGUCAGUUAGGUAUUCUAACGAACAAUACUUAAUACACUUCCCCGCCAAGUAAGCUGCACAAUGACAAUGCUGUUUAAAGACGUCCGCAAUUGUUUGACUUCCCUUGUUGGCAAGAUAGUCAAAAUAUAAUAUCACAGACAAAACCCGGCUCCUCUUUGAAAUCACCGUGUCGUAAGCGCCUUAAGCUUAAGGAAACCAUUGUUUUAACAGACCUCGCUCGCUUAUUUAACAGGAACACUCCAAAGUUAAUUCUACGCCAGUAAAUUCAAGGAAACCAUUGUUUUGACAGACCUCACUCACCUGUUUAACAGGAACACUUCAAAGAUAAUUCUACGCCAGCAAAUUCAAGGAGCUAAACACUUUGAUCUUAGAAUCAUUUUCAAAAAGGAAUACACAACUCAACAUGGUUCGCACAAAACCUCAUUUGUGGUGCUUCGCAGUUAUUGGUUUCUUGUGCUAUGCCGUUGUCAGAGCUCCAUACAGACAAGGAGAUAUCAUGUUGGGUGGCCUUUUUAGUAUUCACCAAUGGGAAGGAACAUCGGAGGAUAAAUGUGGGGAGAUCACCCAGGAGGUGACAAACGCUCAGGCGAUGAUCUUCGCCAUUGAUAACAUAAACAGCGAUUCAAAUUUACUUCCAAACAUUUCUCUUGGAUAUCACAUACGGGAUUACUGCGAAAGCAUCACAAAAUCAACGCGAAUCACCUAUGAACUGUUAAGAUAUAAUUGUUUUGUGAACACAACCCUGAGCAACCUUGGACAAGAAUCCAUCGUGGCUUUAAUCGGUCCAACCCUCUCGAGUACAGCCAUUUUUAUCGGAGGAAUUCUUCAAAUGCUUAAUGUUACAGCCAUAAGCGGGACAUCGACAAGUGCAGAACUAAGUUCUCAUGCAUACAAGCAUUUGUAUCGAACAAUAGCUGCAGAUACCUAUUUAGCAAAAGCUGUGGCUGAUAUCAUUGAUCACUUCAAUUGGACCUAUGUAGCAGCUAUUGGAGUCGAUGAUUCGUAUGGACGACAUGGAAUAUGGUCAGUCAUCAGGGAAGCCGAAAACAAAAACGGUUCAUUCUGUGUAGCUCUGACAGAAUUCAUACCACAUAAUACGCAGAACACAAACAUAAAAAAUAUUGUUAGUAAGCUCAUUCGACACGAAAACAUCAGAGUUAUUGCCCUGUGGAUGUACGGCUCCAUUAGAAGGAACUUUUUAAAAGAAGUGAGGGCACAAAACCUGUCCGGGCGAGUUUGGAUUCUAAGCGGCGCAGCAUUCGAUUUAAAUGCAACUGGUUUGCUCUCUUCUGACGUUUCGCACCUACACGGUUCAAUUGCAAUCCAGCCUCGCAACUUUCAAGACGCAGGAUUUAAGGAAUACAUGAAAGCUAUGCUGUUAUAUGAGGCAAACAAGAGAGACCUUCCGGAAUGGUGGAAUGACAUUUCGAGGCUGGUUAACAGUUGCUCAGCUGGUAAGGACAACCCUACGCAGCACGAAGAUCGCCAAAAACAUUUAUGCGUACAGCAUAUUGUGAAUUAUGUGUACAGCUCACAUGUUCCAUAUGUCAUUGAUGCUGUAUAUUCCGUAGCUCACGCUUUGAAUAUUUCAACUCAAGAUACCAGCAGAAUGAAUUAUGAUGGUCAGAGGAAGCCUUAUCUCAAACUGAAUAACAUGCAAAAUCUACUGUCCAGAGUUAAUUUUAAUGGGCUAACGGGAAACAUAGUCUUUGAUGAGUUUGGCGAUCGGCAAUCUGCAGCUUAUGACAUUGUCAAUUUUCAAAUGGUCAAAGAAAAUGACACCACGAGACUAAAAAAAGUUAUAGUUGGAAAAUGGAACGAGAGACAGGGCUUGCAGUUGGGUGGGAACAUUCGUUGGAACAGCCAGAGAGGACGGUUUCCAAAGUCUGACUGCCUAGAACAAUGCUCGGCGGGAACGAGAAAAUCCACAACUUCACCUUGCUGCUGGCAGUGCAUCCUGUGUCCACGAGGUACAAUAAACCCAGUUCCUGGAGCACAAACCUGUAUUGAAUGCCCACGUGGGAAACGUUCCAACGAGGAUAGGACAGCGUGCGUAGAUUUACCUUUGGCCAAUUUCUAUUAUUCUAGUACAGGAGGAAUUACAGUUCUCGCAUUUGUUGCACUGGGUAUGUUUACCACACUCUUUUUCUUUGCUGUUACCUGCAGAUUCUGGAACACUCCCAUUGUCAAAGCAUGUAACAGGGAAAUGAGCCUUGCUCUCCUAACCAUCAUUAUUUUGAUGUUGUCGCUGGCGUUUAUAAAUUUGUUUCAACCUACGGAUACAAUUUGCAAGAUCGUUUACCCAUGGCGUUACAUAACUUACAACCUCUGUCUUUCCCUCUUACUGGUAAAAGUCCUGCGUAUUUCCAGUGUUUUUCAAGUUCCACUUUUAUGUGGUUAUACAAUAACCUCUCUCACUAAUAGAAUGCAAGCAGUCAUUGUAGUAACUCUGCAAGCGUUUCUCCUGAUUUUGUUGCUAACUUGCUUACAUAUCGAUCCACCUUUCACUAUGGAACAAAUCUAUCCACAGCAAUAUACUUUAAUUCACUGCAAGGCAUACAGCACGGCAGCUGGAAAAAGUCUGUUCUCUCUGACAUGUUCCUACAUCUUAAUUAAAAUGCUACUUUGUGCUUUUUGUUCGUUUAAGGUGAGGAACGUACCAGAAAACUUUAGUGAGGCUAAAAGAAUAGCAUUUUCCAUGUACAUGUUUUUGAUUUCUCUCUUAGCUUACUAUCCAGUAAAGUUCUCUAUGGAUGGAUGGUAUGUGACAGUUGUAGACUGUGUUACAACACUGUUGAGUGCUUACGGUUUCUUGUUUUGUAUAUUCUUGCCAAAAAUAUAUCUCAUCCUCUAUAGGCCGGAGCUCAACACUUCAGUAAACGUACGUCAGGAGGUGACUCAUUUUUCGUUUGGGCUACGUUCUAUAAAGGUGAGUCCCGCAUUUGAUAGCUCCACCUAGCAAAGCCAAACAUGAACAAAUUUACAUCAAGACUACUGAGUCUUUACGCCUUUUUUAGGCUGCAUAUCAUUAGAAGAGAAAUCUAUGUCAUACCAUUUAGGGCUGGACCUGAAAAAUUAACCUAGGGUAGGCCGGGAACUUAACUCAGUUUACGUUUCAUUACUACCCAGGAAGCCGGAACAUGCACCUGUAAAUACAGUUAUCGCAGUAGACAAAUGCUUCUCAGUUGUUGUACAGUAUUCAUCUGUAGUAAUCUUGUAAACUUUCGUCCUCAUUUGAAACGGGCUUAAGGCAAAAGAGAUUGCAUAAUCGACCGUUUACUUUCUUUCCAUUGGCUUGUACUGUAGCCUCUGGAUUUGACUAUCUUCACAAAACGAAUUAUUCAAAUGCCGCCGGCCUCCCACAGGGGCAAUUCAUUUGCACUCAGUUUUUUCGGUCACGAUGGUUGGAACUUGCUGCUCGUAUGGUAAUAGGUAUUAAACGUCCUUCAUAUAGCAGAAAGAAACUGUUGCCGCCAUUAAUUUAAAAUGGCCAUAAAAGGUUACUUUAAAAUCUUGUAACAAAACCAACUGUUAUCAAACUUUAAUCGCUAUUCCUGAUAGAUAUCAGUCGCAAAACUGAUUUAGUCAUAAAGAAAGAAUCAAAUGACAUGUAAUUAGGAUAUAACUCUAUUCAUUGUAAAGAACGGACCAUAUAAAAAGCUACCUGUAUGGUACACAGGUAAGCCAAGCUUAGUAUACACGAGCUUAAUUAUCACUUAAUGAAAUAGCGUCAACAGAGGAGGUUCGGCUUUAAUAUACCACGGGUAACAAUUAAUCAUGACCUCAGCUGUGUAAGAGAUCGUGUGAAAAAUACUGCUGUCGCUUUUAAGUGUUAAAAAAGUAAAGUUCUCCUUUGAACUCACCUAUGUUGUCUUUGAUCGUUUCUUGUGGUUUCAAUUCGUUUUGGGCGUCCAAGUGGCGAAUUAACGACAUAAAAAGGACGCUAUGCCGUUAUGAUUGCAGUGUGAACAUC